CGGGUAUUCCAACUUCCAAGCCAUUGAUGCGCGCAUAAAUGAGGAUACGCGGUCCGUCGAUGGUCGUCUUGGGUGAUAAGUCGCGGAUCAGUUGAAGCUUUUGUGAAGUAAUGUGAGAUUGCGAAGCCUAUGCAAACCCCGAGGCCCAAAUCACCUGAUGUGCCGAAGAUCAGGGGAGCUGCAGGAAACAAGGGUCGGGGCAUCCGCGAAAGCUUCCCGAUAUCACAUCCACCGGGUGUUCCAGGUUCGAAGUUCCAGCAGCUGCCACCAAUGUCGAUUUGGCCCCGGUGGUCAAUCUGCCAGCCAAGCUGAAGGGGGUUGUGCGUCCAUCGGAUCGACAUGCAUAGAAACUUUGACCGUUGCAUGCUUCAUCAUCGCGGCAGCUUCAGUUGAUGUCCCUGGCAUUGUGGCAUUGUGGCAUUCCAGGGGCAGUGUCGGUAUCCGCAUCCGAACACUGCAGCUUGCCCCAGCAUCUAUCUACUCGGCCAAGAAGGAAUCGUCAGCCGAAAUGUCUGUGCUCCUGAUCAUGCUAGGGAGGAAGUUUCUGAAGCCGGGGAUUCUAGAUGGCGCAAGGGCUCUGGGCACUCACCGGCGUGGAACUUGGCUUGAACGCUGGCGUGGAUGCUGGCGUGGAACUUGUAAGGGCGGCAGCGAGUGCGGAGGCGGCAAAUGUGGCAUGGCGCCAGCAAAAUUAUCUCAUCUUCAGAUGAAAGUGGAUUCCGUUUCUCUAUUUGUCAAGGACGCAAGAGUCAAGCCACGACUCGACAGACCAUUCCGCUCUGACAUGGGUUCGAUGUGCCCAGCUCUGGUGGUGUUGUAACUUGUGUAUAUGUGAGAGAUUGUGCAGGCUCAAUGUGACGUGAGUUGUUCGUCUGCA
Messenger RNA from Colletotrichum acutatum, 877 nucleotides. RefSeq lists its product as uncharacterized. Bases 158 to 820 code for a protein of 220 amino acids. The record is from RefSeq and is a predicted model, not a curated record. Lineage: Eukaryota; Fungi; Ascomycota; Sordariomycetes; Glomerellales; Glomerellaceae. The transcript has a single exon.